Molecule: messenger RNA, 645 nt
Organism: Amphimedon queenslandica
Lineage: Eukaryota; Metazoa; Porifera; Demospongiae; Haplosclerida; Niphatidae
Product: calmodulin-like
Exons: 4
Coding region: 96-524 (142 amino acids)
Molecular function (GO): calcium ion binding
Source: RefSeq, a predicted model, not a curated record
UAUAAAUAUGACCAUAGAGCUGCAGUCCAGGUUGUGUGACUUUACUCUCAUUUUUUAAGCACUAGAUUAGCAGGAUAAAGAAAUCUCUUUUUGCAAUGGCUGUAAAACUCACUGCUGAAAAGAAGGCUGAGCUGAAAAAGAUUUUUGACAAAUAUGAUGCUGACAAGAAUGGAGAGCUCACACUAGAGGAGCUGUUUGCUGCAUUCAAAUCUGCUGGUCUCCCAAUGUCAAAGGUUCAAGUUGCUAACAUGCUCUCAGCAGCUGACACUGAUGGUAGUGGCACGUUGAACUAUGAGGAGUAUUUGCAAUACAAUGCUAAAGAGGCAACAAAAGAAAACUUUGAUAAAUAUGACAAGAAUGGAGAUGGAGUUCUUGGGCCCGAGGAGGUUACUCUACUGGCCAAAGAUCUAGGCUAUGAUCGGGUUACUCCUAAAGUAAUAAAAGAUCUCAUCAACUCUGUUGACAAGGAUGGUGAUGGUGUCAUCAAUUUCCAAGAAUUUCAAAACUUGAAUGCUAAAAAGUAACUCAGGGAACAAAGCAAUGAACAAGAACAUUAAUUAUAAUAGUUAGCCUUGUCACAAUGCUUUGUGUGAGAAUUAGAUAUUUCUGGUUUUACAUAUUCUUUAAUAAUAAUAAUAAUAUCAA